Molecule: messenger RNA, 4773 nt
Organism: Acinonyx jubatus (cheetah)
Lineage: Eukaryota; Metazoa; Chordata; Mammalia; Carnivora; Felidae
Gene: PEX6
Product: peroxisomal biogenesis factor 6
Exons: 18
Coding region: 50-2992 (980 amino acids)
Biological process (GO): protein import into peroxisome matrix
Cellular component (GO): cytosol; peroxisomal membrane
Molecular function (GO): ATP hydrolysis activity; ATP binding
Source: RefSeq, a predicted model, not a curated record
CGCUGGCCCGGAAGCCGCGCUCCAACGGCUUCCUCGUUGGUCUGUCACCAUGGCGCUGGCAGUCUUGCGGGUCCUGGAGCCCUUCCCGACCGAGACACCCCCGUUGGCGGUGCUGCUGCCUCCCGGGGGCCCGUGGCCUGCAGCGGGACUGGGACUGGUGCUGGCCCUGCGACCUGCAGGGGAGAGCCCUGCAGGGCCGGCGCUGCUAGUGGCGGCCCUGGAGGGGCCGGGCGCAGGGACCGAGGAGCAGGGUCCCGGGCCCCCGGAGCUGCUGGUUAGCCUCUCGCUGCUGCGGCUCCUUGCUCUGGGCCCUGGGGCGUGGGUGCGGGCACGGCCCGUGCGGCGGCCUCCGGCGCUGGGCUGGGCGCUGCUUGGCACCUCGCCGGGGCCCGGGCUCGGACCGCGAGUCGGGCCGCUGCUGGUGCGGCGCGGAGAGGCCCUGCCAGUCCCCGGACCUCGGGUGCUGGAGACUCGGCCGGCGUUGCAAGGACUGCUGGGCCCAGGGACGCGGCUAGCUGUCACUGAGCUCCGUGGGCGGGCCAAACUGGGUCCGGAGACUGGAGACAGCAGCCCGCCCCCACCUCCGCCCGUGGUGUCCUCCUUCGCGGUUAACCGCACAGUCCGGCAACUCCGGGGAGUUCUGGGAGGGACUGGGGAUUCACUGGGUGUAAGCCGGAGCUGCCUCCGUAGCCUGGGCCUCUUCCAGGGCGAAUGGGUGUGGGUGACCCGGGCCGGGGAGUCGUCGAACACUUCCCAGCCACACUUGGCCAAGGUGCAGGUCCUAGAGCCUCGCUGGGAUCUCUCUGAAAGGCUGGGACCUGGCUCUGGGCAGCCAGGAGAGCCCCUCGCUGACGGACUGGCCCUGGUGCCUGCCACUCUGGCUUUUAAUCUCGGCUGUGAUCCCCUGGAAGUGGGAGAGCUCAGAAUUCAGAGGUACUUGGAAGGCUCCAGCAUCCCUGAAGACAAAGGAAGCUGCUCAGUGCUGCCUGGGCCUCUGUUUGCCAAAGAGUUACACAUCGAAAUUGUGUCCUCUCCCCACUACAGCACGAAUGGAAAUUAUGACCAUGUUCUUUACCGGCACUUUCAGACACCCAGGGCAGUCCAGGAAGGGGAUGUUCUGUGUGUGCCUACAGUUGGGCAAGUAGAGGUCCUGGAAGGAAGCCCAGAGAAACUGCCCAGGUGGCGGGAGAUGUUUUUUAAAGUGAAGAAAACCCUUGGGGAAGCUCCGGAUGGGCCAACGAGCGCCUUCUUGGCAGACACUGCUCAUACCUCCUUGUACUUGGUGGGUUCUACCCUGAGCCCUGUUCCAAGGCUCACUUCAGGAGAAUCCACUCCCUGGAACAGCUUGUCUCCUCCGGGCCUGGAGGCCUUAGUGACCGAGCUCUGUGCUGCCCUGAAGCCUCGCCUCCAGCCAGGAGGUGCCCUCUUGACAGGAACCAGCAGUGUCCUUCUCCAUGGUCCCCCAGGCAGUGGGAAGACCACAGCUGUCACUGCAGCCUGCAGCCGCCUUGGCCUCCACCUACUGAAGGUGCCCUGCUCCAACCUCUGUGCAGACAGUAGCGGAGCUGUGGAGACAAAACUGCAGGCCAUCUUCUCCCGGGCCCGGCGCUGCCGGCCUGUGGUUCUAUUGCUGACAGCUGUGGACCUUCUGGGUCGGGACCGUGAUGGGCUCGGUGAGGACGCCCGUGUGGUGGCCACGCUGCGUCACCUCCUCCUCGAUGAGGACCCCCUCACCAGCUGCCCGCCGCUGAUCGCUGUGGCUACCACAAGCAAGGCCCAGAACCUGCCUGUCGAUGUCCAGACAGCAUUUCCUCACCAGCUGGAGGUGCCCGUGCUGUCAGAGGGGCAGCGGCUCAGUGUCCUGCGGGCCCUCACUGCCCAUCUCCCGCUGGGCCAAGAGGUGAAGCUGCCACAGCUGGCACGGCGGUGCGCAGGCUUUGUGGUAGGGGAUCUCUAUGCCCUUUUGACCCACAGCAGCCGGGCAGCCUGUGCCAGGAUCAAGAACUUGGGUUUGGCAGGCGGCUUGAGUGAGGAGGAUGAGGGGGAGCUGUGUGCUGCUGGCUUUCCCCUCCUGGCUGAGGAUUUCGGGCAGGCACUGGAGCAGCUGCAGACAGCUCACUCUCGGGCCAUUGGAGCCCCCAAGAUCCCCUCGGUGUCCUGGCAUGAUGUGGGCGGGCUGCAGGAGGUGAAGAAGGAGAUUCUGGAGACCAUUCAGCUCCCUCUAGAGCACCCAGAGCUUCUGAGCCUGGGCCUGAGGCGCUCGGGCCUUCUGCUCCAUGGUCCCCCUGGCACUGGCAAGACCCUCCUGGCCAAGGCAGUAGCCACUGAAUGCAGCCUUACCUUCCUCAGCGUGAAGGGGCCCGAGCUUAUCAACAUGUAUGUGGGCCAAAGUGAGGAGAAUGUGCGGGAAGUGUUUGCCAGGGCCAGGGCUGCGGCUCCAUGCAUUAUCUUCUUUGAUGAACUGGACUCCCUGGCUCCAAGCCGGGGGCGAAGUGGAGACUCUGGAGGUGUGAUGGACAGGGUGGUGUCUCAGCUCCUGGCCGAGCUGGAUGGGCUUCACAGCACUCGAGAUGUGUUUGUGAUUGGGGCCACCAACAGACCAGACCUCCUGGACCCUGCCCUUCUGCGGCCUGGCAGAUUUGACAAGCUGGUGUUUGUGGGGGUGAGCGAGGACCGCGCCUCCCAGCUACGCGUUCUGAGCGCCAUCACACGCAAAUUCAAGCUAGAGCCCUCCGUGAGCUUGGUGAACGUGCUGGACCGCUGCCCUCCCCAGCUGACGGGGGCAGACCUCUACUCCCUCUGCUCUGAUGCCAUGACAGCUGCCCUCAAACGCAGGGUUCAGGACCUGGAGGAAGGGCUGGAGCCCGGAAGCUCAGCACUGCUGCUCACCAUGGAGGACCUGCUGCAGGCCGCUGCCCGGCUGCAGCCCUCGGUCAGUGAGCAGGAGCUGCUCCGGUACAAGCGCAUCCAGCGCAAGUUUGCCGCCUGCUAGGAGCCUCCUGCAAGCCGGGACCCUGCCCACAGUGGCUAAAGGGAUACAGAUGCCAAGGCAUAGAGGAGCAGAAAACAGUCUGCUCUGUCAGGAGAGCAGGCACCCAGGGGUCUGUGGAAAGAGGUACAGCUCAAAGCAGGGGCCAUGCUCAAGGCCACGCCCUCUCUCACCUCUGCAGUCUGGCAAGUGGGCAAAACUAUUGCCAAGGCAGAUGACCGCAUCGAAGCCGCCCCCUGGUGGCUGGGGCACAUCUUUGUCCAGAGUCAUCCAGUUGGCUUCUUCAAUGACUGGGACCAGGAAGGGGAAGAGGGAUCAGGGUGGCACCAUGGCACCAGCAGCACUCACCUCCACCAAGUGCAACCCAGCCUCAGUUUCUCCUUCAAGACACACAGGGAUUCCCCAUCCGGUUAGAAGGAGGAGCUCACCAUGGACAUGGAGGGGGAAGGGGAGAAGGGGUCAAGGGAGGAGGAAACCAGGGAUGGGAAGCAUGGCUCUGUGCUUCUGUGUUUUUAUUUGGGAGGAGGGAGAAGACUCAUCACCAGAUACCUCAUUCUGGUGCGUAAGCCUCCCUUUCCAGGGAAAUGAAAGUAAUUUUGCUGUCCCCCUUAAGGAAAACAAAGCACACCAGCACAGGAGCUGAAGGAGCCCAGGGCAGAGAGUACCGAGUCCGUGGCGGCUGGGUGGGGAGGGCCUGACUGGACCUGCAUACCCCACUUGUCAAAGGCUGGUUCGUGCCGCCGGUUCCAGCGCUCUUUAAGCGCGUAUUUCAGCAUCUUGUCACUGGCAUCCACACUGGUCACGGUGAAGCCCUCUUCCACCAGCAUGAUGGAGUCCACCCUGGGCAGGGUCAGAGAUGAGAGGCCAAGAGGGGCAGUCAGGGGGCCUGGGAAGGCAAGGAGGAGGCUCUGUGCUGGGCACUCCUGUCUCCUCCACUCUUGAGACCAUUCCUCUGCUUCCUCUCCUUAGGCCUUCUCCACUGACCUCAAAUGACCUGGCAAAUCGGUUUAUCACCAGGUAGCAAAUUCUGGGUUUGGUUUUUUAGCACCUCUUCAGAGCCGGGCGCUCUAUAAAUGUGCAUUAAUUCUCAUGGCAACCCUGUGAGGUAGACAAUGUUAUCCCCACUUGAGGGAUGGGGCAAACUGAGUCUCCUGGAAUUUAGGAACCUGUGCAGGGGAGGUAGUGCAGCAUGGUGUUUUGUCUGAAUGUCCUCUCCACUAGGUAGAGGGCUUUCGCUCCUCUGAGGCGGGAUUUCCACAAUUGUAAGUGGGGUAUCACUCCUUACCUCAUGAGGUUAUGUGAGGAUCUUAAAAACGGAUGUGCCAAAAGCUCCUGGCACCGCGCGUGGCGGCACGGGCAAAUAUUGAACAAAUGUUAACUGUUAACACUGCCCAAGGCCAUCACUUCGGGACCAGUGCUGCAGCCAGGACCCGAGCUUACGUCGGUCUGGCGCCAAAGCCCGGCCGCCGCCCUCCCCGGCGAACCGGCAGGCCCCACCCUGCGGUGCUUACACGCCCCCUCUGCCCCCGGGUGUCUUCAGCCCCUCCUCCCGCUCGCUCUGCCCCCCCUCGUCCCGCCCCGGGCCGGCUGCGGCUCGCAGGUGGAGGCUGCCGGACCAACCAGGCCGAGGUCCCCCACACACCCCGCCCCCCCACGCCGAGCCAGCGGCUCCCUGGCCCCCCGCCCCGGCUCACCCGGUGCCGCAGGCCACGUCGAGCACCCGCUGGCAGCCGUGCUGGCGCAGCAGUCCGAGCAGCCAGGCCUUGUACUCGGCCGUGCGGCUG